This is a messenger RNA of Protopolystoma xenopodis, 540 nucleotides long. The record is from the annotation of a GenBank genome assembly. Lineage: Eukaryota; Metazoa; Platyhelminthes; Monogenea; Polystomatidea; Polystomatidae.
AUGCGACUGUUCUCACCCUCGCUUCUCGCCUCGCUCACUCGAACGUUCCGACCAAGGAUGGUUGAAAACCUAACGUGUGCUGUUGGCCAUGCUGUGUCGGAAACAUCCAUGCCACCACCUCCAGAGUUCAUAGAACAUAGGAUAAAAAUUUGGGAAAAGCUUAAACAAGAAUAUGACGCUUUUGCAGCUAAUCAGCCACGAAUUCUUAUCGCCAUAACCCUUGCCGAUGGCAAUUGCAUUCAGGGCACAGCCUGGGAGACCACUCCAACUCAAAUUGCCUUAGGUAUUCGUAAGUCGCUGGCUGAGUCCUGUGUCAUAGCAAAAGUAAACGGUCAAUUAUGGGAUAUGGACCGUCCACUUGAGGGUGAUUCGACUCUGGAGCUUCUUAAGUUUGAUAACAAAGAAGGUCAACAAGUAUUUUGGCAUUCGUCGGCUCAUGUGUUAGGAGAGGCCUUAGAGCUCUUCUUCUCUGGCCAUUUAUGUUAUGGGCCCCCAAUUGAGGAGGGUUUCUAUUAUGAUAUGUGGCAUCCAGAUUGGUGA